This is a messenger RNA of Nanorana parkeri, 1461 nucleotides long. It is a transcript of the gene PHKG1, whose product is annotated as phosphorylase kinase catalytic subunit gamma 1. Gene Ontology annotation, cellular component: phosphorylase kinase complex; cytoplasm; nucleus. Gene Ontology annotation, biological process: mitotic DNA damage checkpoint signaling; protein phosphorylation; glycogen biosynthetic process. Lineage: Eukaryota; Metazoa; Chordata; Amphibia; Anura; Dicroglossidae. The transcript is spliced from 10 exons. The record is from RefSeq and is a predicted model, not a curated record. The coding region runs from base 270 to 1436 and encodes 388 amino acids. Gene Ontology annotation, molecular function: phosphorylase kinase activity; ATP binding; calmodulin binding.
AGUACAUGUCUGCUAAGUGGUAACAGCACAUGUUGAGGCUUGGCUGGGCUGCUUGUAUUCCUGGCUGAAUAGCAAUGUAUUUUUGGCAAGUCACUUGCUUAGAUCUGCAGUGUACAGAACACAAGCUCAGGGGAUGAUCGCUCUGACAGGCUGUGUUUGCAGGAUUCUAGGAUCCUUGCUCUUAGUCUACAUGGGAAUACUGUCAGGAGAGAACUGGAGGGGCCAGCUUCAUUAGAGGUCCCUGAAGCAGCUUUCAAAGAUAAUAUAAGAUGACACGUGAGGAGGAAUUACCAGACUGGCAGACUUCUCAAGAGUUUUAUGAAAAAUAUGAGCCCAAAGAGAUCUUGGGGAGAGGAGUUAGCAGUGUGGUUCGGCGAUGCGUCUUUAAGCCGUCCAGAGAGGAUUUUGCUGUAAAGAUUAUAGACAUCACUGGAGACCACUUGACGCAGCAAGAAAUUGAAGAACUCCGAGAUGCUACUAUUAAGGAAAUUGAAAUCCUGAGAAAAGUUUCAGGGCACUCUAAUGUCAUCCAGCUGAAAGACAGCUUUGAAUCCAACACAUUCUUCUUUCUGGUAUUUGACCUAAUGAAGAGAGGUGAACUAUUUGACUACCUCACAGAACAAGUUACAUUGAGUGAGAAGGAAACAAGAAAAAUAAUGAGGGCCUUAUUGGAAGUUGUCUCAUACCUGCAUUCCCAGAACAUUGUUCACAGAGACCUCAAACCCGAGAACAUCCUCCUAGAUGACAACAUGAACAUCAAGCUGACAGACUUUGGCUUCUCUUGUCAAAUACCUGAAGGACAGCAACUGAAAGAAAUUUGUGGCACGCCUGGAUAUUUGGCACCAGAAAUCCUUCAGUGCUCUAUGGAUGAGUACCACCCAGGAUAUGAUAAACAGGUGGACAUGUGGAGUAGUGGCGUUAUAAUGUACACACUACUUGCUGGCUCUCCACCAUUUUGGCACAGAAAACAAAUGCUAAUGCUACGAAUGAUUAUGAAUGGGGACUACCAGUUUGGAUCACCAGAAUGGGAUGAUCGGUCAGACACAGUUAAAGACCUGAUUGCCCGACUAUUAGUUGUGAAUCCAGAAAAACGUCUCACAGUAGAUGAAGCUCUAGCCCAUCCUUUCUUCCAGCAGUAUGCAGUUGAAGAGGUUCGCCAUUUUAGUCCGUACAGAAAAUUUAAGGUGGUCUGCCUAACAGUUUUGGCCUCUGUGCGGAUUUACCACCACUAUCGUAGAGUGAAACCUGUUACUAAGGAAAUCGUAGCAAGGGACCCAUAUGCAAUUAGACCCAUUCGGAAGAUGAUCGAUGCUUGUGCGUUCAGGAUCUACGGCCACUGGGUGAAGAAAGGAGAGCAGCAGAACCGAGCCGCACUCUUUGAAAAUACAGCAAAAGCCAUUCUCUUGUCACUGGCGGCAGAGACCAGUUCAGUAUAACAGUCUGCCUUUUGUCACGUAAACA